Messenger RNA from Blepharisma stoltei, 1221 nucleotides. NCBI's taxonomy places the organism in Eukaryota, Ciliophora, Heterotrichea, Heterotrichida, Blepharismidae. The record is from the annotation of a GenBank genome assembly.
AUGGAUUUUUACAAAGAGAUUCAACCAAUCUCAAGAGCUGGGAGACAGACAAUAGACAAAUACCUUAUUCUUAAAGAUAGAGAAAGUAUCCUAUCAGGAAAAAUCAAAAGAAAGCCAAAAUACCUCAAAAAACGUGCAAAAAACGGUUAUGAUGGCUUAAUGUAUGAAGAAGCACUCAAAACUGAACCCCGUUCAAAACCUGUGCAGCACAGCCCUAAAAACUCUUUACUAUCCCCCUCAUUUAAAGCUCAAGACAGAGAAAGUUACUAUAAAUCUCACACUGCAAAAGACCAUAACCCUCCACUUGGUCACUACAAGCCAAAUUUUGAUGCUGUAAAAAAGCAUGUUGCCUCACCUACAUUUUGAAAACCCAAAACACAGAGAAAAAAGCAAAAAAUAAUUUCUCCCUCACAAAUGAAGGAUGAUCAGUCUGAUAGCGAUAAAGACCAACAACUUAAAAAAGUGACCUCACUGGUAGAUAUGAAACAUAUGAUAGAAAGGAAGCCUUUAUUAUUAUUUUCAUUAUUUAGGCCAUUAUUUAAAUUAAUAAAUAUACCUAAUUACAAUGAUUUGGACAAGAUAAAAGGCAGGUAGCUAUAUUCAAUGUAAUUAGGUAUAUUUAGAUAGGCAAAAUAAGGGAAAUGAAUAUACCUUCUAUUGAUUUAAACGAAAAUAGGCUGCUUUCUUUAAAUCUUUCUCCUAGGAUUUCGACAGCUGUAAGGUCAGUUUCUAGCCUUGACUUUGCGAAACAAACAGGCAGAAAACCAUUGUAUACUUCAAAUGAAUUUUAUCCUGACUAUAGGCCAAAUAAAGAAAAAUGCAUGCCAAAGCUGGGAAGCUCAUUUGAUAUGAAUAAAAUAACAAGUAGAAAAGGGACGCACAAAUUAAGCUGUACGCCUGAUCCUUAUGAUGUAAAUUAUGCACUUGUAACCAAAAAGCCUAUAAGUUUAGAUUUUUCCAAGUUCUCGCCGAGGGAUCGACUUCCGAAUUCUCCUCUACCUGUUUUUAUGCAGAGUAGCAUAGGAAGAAUGUCGCUUGAUUUAAUCAACUCGAAGUCUUUUACUUUUGACAGAAUAAAUUCUUACGCGCCUUUUCUAUUGGAAAAUAACUAUGCUAUUUGCCGCAUACUAAUUUUUUAAAAUUAUAGUCAGGAUUUAAAUUUUAUAGUAAAUUGGAUAGCAGCUAAUAAUUAAUAAGCUGGCAUCAAGCCAAAAGUUAUAA